Messenger RNA from Sander lucioperca (pikeperch), 2232 nucleotides. RefSeq names its product serine-rich and transmembrane domain-containing protein 1. The record is from RefSeq and is a predicted model, not a curated record. The transcript has 2 exons. NCBI's taxonomy places the organism in Eukaryota, Metazoa, Chordata, Actinopteri, Perciformes, Percidae. The coding region runs from base 342 to 683 and encodes 113 amino acids. Gene Ontology annotation, cellular component: intracellular membrane-bounded organelle.
CAUUAGUUACAGCCUCUCAAUUAGAGACCUUGUGUAUGUGUGUGUUCCCCUUUGAAUGUGAGCCCAUUCAUAGAGAGAAUCCACAUCUGACAGUGUCUACUCCAGCUGUAGUGCAUGUGUGUGUGUGUGUGUGUGUGUGUGUGUGUCACACUGAAUGACAGAAAGAGAGAGGGAGAGAGAGAGGGAGCGUGAGAGGGAGCGGACAGGCUCAUAGGGGAGAUCUCAGCAGGGGUAACAGAUCUGGAUUUGCUCGGCUGAAAACACCAAACACAACGAGAUGGAUUUCUGCACAACGUGACCGCGACCGAGGAACACCCGCAUCACACAUUAAAAAAGCCAGGAUGUCAGGAAUGGACGCCCUGUUGGUGGACCAUAAUGAGACUGAAAUCUCUCCAAUAGACAAUGGGACCUUCCUCCGUUUCUCCCCAACCUCUGCUUCCACAUCUGCGGCUGCCUCGUCAACAGGACGUCCGGGCAACGUUUAUGUUUACGUGUGGCUCUUUCUCGGCCUGCUGGUAUUCCUCCUGACGCUGCUCAUCAUCUCCCUCCACAGGCUGAAAAACAUCAUCUCCUCCUCCUCAUCUGUCCCCGACUGCAGCAGUGAGGGAGGGAGCUCCUUCACCAACAUGGAAAUCUGUAGCAUCUCGUCUCAGAGGUCCACCAUUUCCUCAUUGUCCACCUAAGGGAGAUGGGAUGGAGCACAUACAGACACAUAGACGUACAGUAUAUGUCCAUGUGCUUACAUGGUAAGCAUGCACACACACAAAGCCCAUGGAGGUCCAGCGCCUUCUCACUGUGACAUACAAAUACAAAAACACUUUGUCAGCCACAAAGAAGCGGACAGCAUGGCAUUAUAGUACAUUUCAUGCAUGUAUAUUCUAAUUCCGGUGGGCCAGUGAGUCAGGUAUGUCCAUGCCAUUUGCAUAGGCACAGGUGAAAUAUAGCUCACAAUGUGAUGAAGGGGUAUUGAGACUGACUGAACCCUUUUGAGCCUUAUUUCAACGACAAAGAGAGAUGAACCUGAGAAACUGCUCUUCCUCAGCAGGAGAAAGCAUAGGAACUAUUAUCUUUCCUCACUGUUUUUGUAAAGUUAAUUUAUUGUACUGUACCUGUCAUAUUUACUGUGGAACAAAUAAUAUUGCUUUAUAGUGUGUACAGCAUGUCUCAUAAUGUCUGUAGACUACAGUACAUUGCCAAAUCAGAAUUACAAUAAUAUUUAAGAACAUACAUUGUACAGAAAUGCAUGCUUGUGUCUCAGUUGUUCAGUAAGACUUUGGGAUGCUGUAACUCUUUUUUUUUUUACCACAUAGCAAAUUUCUGUAUGAUUCCCCUGGGGAAAGGACAAGACAUCCUGCUCUGGAUGUAAAGGUGAGAAAGAAAUGAGGGCUGUGUCUUAGACUGUUGACAGGCAGUCAGCCUCUGACUGCAGCUGUAGACCAGGUCAAAAGUGGCAUAAACAACAAGAUGAAAUUCUGGUCCUGAAAGACAGUUGGAGUCUCCAAAGUGACUGACACUCUGAGAGCUCUGUGCAGCUGUCAGCCUCGUCUAUAUUCCAAGUAUAACUACAAUAAUGGUUGUUUCGGCUUAACAUACAUCAUUUUUGUUUUAAUACCGUAAGAUGUUUCUUUGACAUUGACAACAAAAAUACACACUCAGAACAAAUUAUUAGAAAAAGGUUAAUUCAUCUUUGUCACACUUUUCCAUAAAAUUCAAUAUCAACUGACGGCUCAGAGAGCAGUGAUGAUGGCUACGAGGCCACGGACAAUACAAGGAGUCAUUUCUGUCAGUGUUCUUAUCAAUAAAUCCUCAUUUUUUUCAGUUGAUGGUACUGUGUCAGCCAAACUCUUUGGUUGCCCAAUCACAGUGUUGACUAUUGGUUCAUUAUCUCAGCUGUUGACAAAUAUGUAUGGUUAUUAUGUCUAGAACCUGUUUGGUUUAAAGUACAAAAAGAUGUUUUGAAUAAUAGCUAAAUGUUGGUUUUCAAGUUAACCAGGAAGUAAACUCAUUGUUUUAGCCUGGUGAUGUUAAAAGAAUAACCCCCUGAUUGAACCCCCUGACUGUGUUUUGUUAUAUUAAAGCUCACAUUUUCAGUUCUAGUCCUGCAAACACAAUCAUCCAGUGAAAGUAGAUUACAUUAUUUUCCUUGCAUGAUUUACUGUACUGGAUGUAACUGCAAAUCUGACUUUUGUCCCUGGAUUAAAUGAAUGCCACUAAGGAUUCCAUCUUCUCUUA